AUGCCCCUAUUUCGAGAUCCAGAUCGGCGGCGUCAUUAUCUAUGGUCACCCGACCUUGGCAAUGGCGAACAGCCGACCACAGGGUCCUCCCAGUCCCCGCUAAAUGAUCUCAAUCGCCAUGAGAGAGCUGCUCCAGAAAUGGCAACCAACUCUAUGCAUUCAACGGCGUUGGAUCCGCCCAAGUCGUGGGCGAAUGACCGGGAGGAGCUCAUACACCGCAUCAAAGAAUCUUCGCCUUGGAGACUUCAGCAUAUGUCCCCGGAUAGGCACAACAAUGAUUUAUUUAACACUCAAAUUUCCCCGGAGCAGUCACAGACAGCAGGAAGAGGGCAUGAAAGCCGUUCUCUUAGCCGAGAACAUCACACCAAAGAGACAGAGGAACUGGAUUCGCCGGCCGAUAUCCAGAGACCUCGAUCUGCAUUACACUCCGGUGAUUUCAGGGAAGGCGCCACAGAUCCCCAUGACUCAAACGCUCCUGGAUCUCCUUUUCCCGGGCCCAGUUCGGCUUCUCCCUUUGCUAAUUUAAGCUCCUCUCCUACUACUCCCUGGUUUGGAGCACCGAUUUUGCCACCCGAUUUGCGAAAGACACGCACAUCAACUGAACAUCGUCAAUCCGACGAUAUUUUGAAUGCUCGCGCUCGUGCGCCGUCAGUGGGUUCAUUCUCAUCAAGCUAUAUUCUGAAAGCUCCCACCAGUCCCUUGGUAUACCAAGCGAAUAAUACCGACUUGGACUUCUCGUCCCGUAUUGACCAUGGGGACGUUUCGGAGCCUUUGGAGAGAAAAAACCGUCGCCGUACUUUGCCACCAGAGACAUUUGGGAAUCUCCAAUUCUCCCUACCAAGCCAUCAAAUUCCCAGCCUUGGCAGUCCAUCUCCACCCAGACGGCAGCAGGAUAUCUUCACCAAUGAAACAUCUUCGCCUCGCCGGUCAUUGACCUCAGCAUAUAGUCUUCAACUCGCCCCCCCCCCGGGGGGCGGAUACCACCGUCGCGAGUAA
Molecule: messenger RNA, 996 nt
Organism: Penicillium verrucosum
Lineage: Eukaryota; Fungi; Ascomycota; Eurotiomycetes; Eurotiales; Aspergillaceae
Exons: 2
Coding region: 1-996 (331 amino acids)
Source: RefSeq, a predicted model, not a curated record